Lagopus leucura (white-tailed ptarmigan) is the source of this 952-nucleotide messenger RNA. It is a transcript of the gene AANAT, whose product is annotated as aralkylamine N-acetyltransferase. Lineage: Eukaryota; Metazoa; Chordata; Aves; Galliformes; Phasianidae. Bases 1 to 618 code for a protein of 205 amino acids. The transcript has 3 exons. Gene Ontology annotation, molecular function: aralkylamine N-acetyltransferase activity. Gene Ontology annotation, cellular component: cytoplasm. The record is from RefSeq and is a predicted model, not a curated record. Gene Ontology annotation, biological process: melatonin biosynthetic process; circadian rhythm; response to light stimulus.
AUGCCGGUGCUCAGCGCGGUGCCGUUCCUGAAGCCCACCCACCCGCAGGGCCCACGCCGUUCUCCCGGCCGCCAGCGCCGACACACGCUGCCUGCCAGCGAGUUCCGCUGCCUCAGCCCCGAGGAUGCCGUCAGCGUGUUUGAGAUCGAGAGGGAAGCCUUCAUCUCCGUCUCCGGUGACUGCCCGCUGCACCUGGAUGAGAUCCGCCAUUUCCUGACGCUGUGCCCGGAGCUUUCCCUCGGCUGGUUCGAGGAAGGGCGCCUGGUGGCCUUCAUCAUCGGCUCCCUGUGGGACCAGGACCGGCUCAGCCAGGCGGCGCUGACCCUGCACGAGCCGCGGGGCACGGCGGUGCACAUCCACGUGCUGGCCGUGCACCGAACCUUCCGCCAGCAGGGCAAGGGUUCCAUCCUGAUGUGGCGAUACCUGCAGUACCUGCGCUGCCUGCCCUGCGCCCGGCGCGCCGUGCUCAUGUGCGAACAUUUCCUCGUGCCCUUCUAUGAGAAGUGCGGUUUCAAAGCUCUGGGUCCCUGCCAGGUGACGGUGGGCACGUUGGCCUUCACUGAGAUGCAGCACGAGGUGCGGGGCCAUGCCUUCAUGCGCAGGAACAGCGGCUGCUGAGCCCUGCAGCCCAGUUACACGCCAACCGGGGAGGGCAAGAGGGCAGGGAGCGAAUACUGUGAGCCCUUUCCACCCCCACCUCGGCUGCACAUCUUUCCCUGCUGGCCCCAGCCACAGCUCCCUGCCCACACAUCUGCCUUUUGGCCAAGGGAUGAGCGUGGCCCCAGCUCAGCCCUGUGCCUCACUCUCCCAGCGCUGGGGAAGAAUUCAGCCUGCAAGCACCGAGCCUGCACCCCCCCCCAGCCUUCUAUAGUUGGGGCUGUGAAGGGGAGCCCAGGAGGGCUGUGCAACCAAAGGAUCCGCUACGGAUGGAAAGAGCCUCAGCAGAGCCUGU